CAGCCAAAAUGAUUUCAUUGGGCUUUUCCCUCAGAAGCUUACAUUACAAAAAUAACAUGGUCUCUUCCAGUUCCAAGUGCUUUGGGAGCAGACAUGGCCAAGUCCAAGAACCAUACCACACACAACCAGUCCCCAAAAUGGCACAGAAAUGGCAUCAAGAAAGCCCGAUUGCAAAGAUAUGAAUCUCUUAAGGGGGUGGACCCCAAGUUCCUGAGGAACAUGGGCUUUGCCAAGAAGUGCAACAAGAAGGGCCUAAAGAAGAUGCAGGCCAACAAUGCCAAGGCCAUGAGUGCACAUGCUGAGGCUAUCAAGGCCCUCAUAAAGCCAAAGGAGAUUAAGCCCAAGAUGCCAAAGGGUGUCAGCUGCAAGCUCAAUCAAUUUGCCUACAUUACCCACCCCAAGCUUGGGAAGCGUGCUUGUGCCCACAUUGCCAAGGGGCUCAGGUUGUGUGGGCCAAAAGCCAAAGCCAAGGAUCAAACCAAGGCCCAGGCUGCAGCUCCAGCUUCAGUUUCAGUUCAGGCUCCCAAAGAUGCCCAGGCCCCUACAAAGACUUCAGAGUUGAGAUCUCUGUCUGCCAACGUGAGGACAGAAGGACUGGUGUGACCCACCCUGGGCUGCCAUCAGCAUGGGGCUGGUGUCUUCCUGUGCUAUUUGUAUAAAUAAGCCUGAGGCAGGAAAAUAAUAAUAAUAAUAAGGUUUUUUCCUCAAUUAAAAAUUUACAUUUCAAUAGUGAUUAUACUUUUUCAAAUUUUUACAUGCUGCCCCCAAAACACAGAUAUGUCUCCCUGGUAAUAGACUAAGAAUGAGUACUGCAGAUCAAUGCAUGGGACUCUACAGUUAGGGUGAAGUUAGUUCUCUUGUGGGCUACAAACUCCUAGAAGUAGAGCUCUUAGGAGUGUACAGACUGCUCAUAAAUCAGUUAGUCUAUUAUUGUAGCACUCAAUGGGCAUAAGUUU
Messenger RNA from Symphalangus syndactylus (siamang), 956 nucleotides. RefSeq names its product large ribosomal subunit protein eL29-like. The record is from RefSeq and is a predicted model, not a curated record. Gene Ontology annotation, biological process: cytoplasmic translation. Lineage: Eukaryota; Metazoa; Chordata; Mammalia; Primates; Hylobatidae. Gene Ontology annotation, cellular component: cytosolic large ribosomal subunit; ribosome. Gene Ontology annotation, molecular function: structural constituent of ribosome.